CGAUCCUUCGCCGCGGUUUGGCUUUAUCCUCUCCUCCACUACUGCUCGUCCUCUUCGUCUUCUUCACUAGACCUCCUUCCUGAGCUGAGAACCAGAUCUUCAUGAAUUCUAGCACCAUUGGAGCAUCCGCUGUUUCCUGUAACCCGGGAAACAAGAAUAGCUUCUUCUUCUGGAUCUUGUUUUGCUUACUGCCAAAGUUUUACGGAACUCCUGUCGUGUUUAUCACUUUCCUCCUCAUCAACGCCAUUGAUAGGAGUAUUUCAGCAAUAGGUGAUCUUGUGAAGCCAUAGCCACGAGAUCAUUUAGGCCAUCUGCAGUUCCGAGUCAGUUUUUGGUGUAAACAUGGUGUCUCCUCGCUUACCUGCCCAAAGCAAAAUCCAAACGCCCAAGCCUUUGCAGAAACAACUAUUUGUAACAGUGAGCCCACCUGAUGUUUUGAACGAUCAUGUCGAGCUGGAUUUCUCUGAUGUUUUUGGUCCAUUGCCUGAACUUAAUCCUGGCGAUUUAGAGACUUCUCUGUCUGCUGACACUGGUGAGCUUGUUUACAAUGAGCCAGCUGUUGUCUACAAUCGAUCCCACUCGCUGAUCGGGCCUUCUUCAUUUGUUAGUCAUUCUCUGAAACUGAGCAAGCUCACCAUGGAAUGUCUUGAAGGUGAGACACUGGAAGAAGAUAACGAACACUCUGAAAAUGAUACUGACACCGAGAAGUCUCUGGAGGGUGACCUGGUGACAGCCUCAGAUUUUUUAGGCAUUGAAGACUUUGAUGUUCUGAGUGUUGUUGGGAAAGGUGCGUUUGGGAAAGUGUAUCAGGUCAGGAAAAAGGGGACGUCUGAGAUAUAUGCGAUGAAGGUCAUGAGAAAAGAUAAGAUUAUGGAGAAAAAUCACGCUGAGUACAUGAAAGCUGAGCGUGAUAUUCUGACGAAAAUUGCUCAUCCCUUCAUUGUGCAGCUUAAAUACUCAUUUCAGACUAAAUACAGACUGUACCUUGUGCUGGACUUCAUUAAUGGUGGGCAUCUUUUCUUCCAGCUCUAUCACCAGGGCCUUUUCAGAGAGGACUUGGCUCGAGUGUACGCUGCAGAAAUUGUUUCUGCGGUCUCCCACCUUCAUGAGAAAGGCAUAAUGCAUAGGGAUCUUAAACCCGAAAACAUACUCUUGGAUGCAGAUGGCCAUGUGAUGUUGACUGACUUUGGUCUGGCAAAAGAGUUUGAUGAGAACACAAGAUCCAACUCCAUGUGUGGGACUGUGGAGUAUAUGGCACCAGAAAUUGUUCAAGGAAAGGGCCAUGAUAAGGCUGCUGACUGGUGGAGCGUUGGGAUUCUGCUGUAUGAGAUGCUCACUGGAAAGCCGCCAUUUGUGGGGAGCAGAGAGAAGAUACAGCAGAAGAUUGUGAAAGAAAAGAUCAAGCUUCCGCAGUUUCUGUCAACGGAAGCUCAUUCAUUGCUCAAAGGGCUGCUACAAAAAGAGCCUGAAAAGCGACUGGGAAGAGGACCAGAGGGAGGAGAGGAGAUCAAAAGGCACAAGUGGUUCAAGCCAAUAAACUGGAGAAAGCUGGAAGGGAGAGAGAUAGAGCCAAGUUUCAGGCCAGAGGUAUUGGGAAAGCUCUGCAUAGACAACUUUGAGAAACAAUGGACGGAGAUGUCGGUGUUGGAUUCUCCAGCCUCCACCCCAGAUGCUAACAUCAAUCCAUUUGUCAACUUCACGUACGUGAGGCCGACGCAGUGGUGACCAGUCCUGGUGUUCGUGCUUUUGUUCUUGGGAACGAACCAUUGUGGUGACUUUCGUUUCUGUUUGUUUGUCGUCGGUUUUCGUUUCGUUUAGUUGGUCUUUGUUGUCCGAAUGAAUUUCACUUUUUAAAUUGACACGUAAUAUACGUUCCAAGAAAUUAUAUAUAAAAAAAAUAAUCCUAUGUAAUUGUCGUCUUCAUCUCAGUGA
Molecule: messenger RNA, 1932 nt
Organism: Tarenaya hassleriana
Lineage: Eukaryota; Viridiplantae; Streptophyta; Magnoliopsida; Brassicales; Cleomaceae
Product: serine/threonine-protein kinase AtPK2/AtPK19-like
Exons: 6
Coding region: 343-1725 (460 amino acids)
Biological process (GO): protein phosphorylation
Molecular function (GO): ATP binding; protein serine/threonine kinase activity
Source: RefSeq, a predicted model, not a curated record